This is a messenger RNA of Lactuca virosa, 1550 nucleotides long. The record is from the annotation of a GenBank genome assembly. NCBI's taxonomy places the organism in Eukaryota, Viridiplantae, Streptophyta, Magnoliopsida, Asterales, Asteraceae.
UUUACAACACAAAUUACACUGAGGGUAGAAAACUAUAAAUUUAUUGAGACCAUGUUGAAAUUGAAUUUUUGUACCUUUGGGUUUCAAAAAUCACGAGUAACAGACGAACAACCACCAUGGUUGUAGCCAAGGAACGAUGAAGAGCAACAACAGUCACAACAAAGAAGAAGAAAACCUGAAGCAAGAGUCGUCUCCAAAUAAUUCUCAUACCACAACCCUUGAUUCAAGAUUUAAUCAAACUCUGAGAAAUGUUCAAGGGCUACUAAAGGGUCGCAGCUUUCCUGGUAAAGUGUUGAUAACAAGAAGAUCGGAUCCGGUGGAUGGUAAUAUUUUGGGUUCUCCUGGUGGUAGCAGGAGCCCCUCGGAAAUCAAUAGCCCACCAAGCAAACACAUACACAUGGAUGAUAACGAGGAUGACAUUCAUAGAGAUAAACCAAAUACCAGUACAACUGAUAACAAGUCAAACCCAUCAUUGUCAAUAUCAAAUUCUGAGGAUAUGGCAAAGGAGGCUCCAAGAUUUGUGAUGGGUGCCCGAGCUACAGAUACUGCUAGGAUAAUGAAAUUCACCAAAGUUUUAGGGGGCACAACUGUCAUUUUAGACAAGUUGCGAGAGUUAGCUUGGAGUGGUGUGCCAUCUUAUCUUCGCCCUAAUGUAUGGAGGCUUCUCUUGGGAUAUGCACCCCCUAAUUCAGAUCGAAGGGAGGGAGUCCUAAGAAGAAAGCGCAUCGAAUAUUUUGACUGUGUUGCUCAGUAUUAUGACGUUUCAGAUAACGAACGUACUGAUGAAGAGAUUAAUAUGUUGCGCCAGAUUGCUGUUGAUUGUCCUAGAACUAUGCCUGACGUCACAUUCUUCCAACAAGCAGAAGUGCAGAAAUCUUUGGAGUGUAUACUCUACACAUGGGCGAUCAGGCAUCCAGCAAGUGGAUAUGUGCAGGGAAUAAACGACCUUGCAACACCUUUUUUAGUUGUCUUCUUGUCAGAACACUUGGAAGGGAGUGUUGAAAGCUGGUCAAUUGCUGAUUUAGAUCCUGAAAAGAUCUCGAAUGUUGAAGCCGAUUGUUAUUGGUGUUUAUCCAAGUUGCUUGAUGGUAUGCAAGACCAUUAUACAUUCGCUCAGCCUGGGAUCCAAAGGCUAGUCUUUAAGCUCAAGGAGCUUGUCAGGCGAAUUGACGAACCGGUUGCAAGGCACAUAGAUAAGCAAGGGCUUGAGUUUCUUCAGUUUGCUUUCCGGUGGUUUAACUGUCUUCUAAUACGAGAGAUUCCCUUCCAUCUUGUUACACGUUUAUGGGACACGUAUCUUGCUGAAGGCGACGCUUUACCGGAUUUCAUUGUGUAUAUAUUUGCCAGUUUUCUUUUAAGGUGGUCAGAUAAGCUUUUAAAGCUUGAUUUCCAGGAGAUGGUGAUGUUCCUUCAACAUUUGCCAACGCACAAUUGGAAUCACCAAGAGCUGGAGAUGGUGCUUUCUAGAGCCUUUAUGUGGCACACCAUGUUUGAUAGUUGUCCCAACCACUUAGCUACUUGACUACCUUUUUUUUUUUUUUUAAACUAUU